UCCAUUUUUAUAAUCUCAGAAAUGUGUUUGAUGAUCAAACGAACCAAACAUCAUGUGAUAUUGGAAUCAUAUCGAGUUCGCAACAAAUCUUUUACAGAGAUUGAAAAGACUGCAAAACUGCUCUACUUUGUGAAUUCAUCAGCAUCAAAUUUAGGAAGAUCUUUAAGUGCAUAUCUAGAUGGAACUCAGCUAUCAUUUGCUGAAAUUGAAACAAAGGUUGCACCUACACUGUUUCUAGCACUUACAACUAUUCCUCAAGUAUCACAAGUUUCAUACAUAGGACUUGAUGGUCUCAUGUUCUCAUUCUACAAUGACAAUGAUCAAACACUCGCAGUAUAUUCCAAUACUUCACAUUCUUCAUCCUGGUAUGCUAAGCCAGUAAACCGUGACACUGGAAAGUUAUAUGGAAAUCCAGUUGCCUUAGAUUCUAUGUUAACAGUAAAUUCGAGUUGGUUUCAGAAGGCCUUGAAUAGCACAAGUGGGUACUCCUCAGUACGGACUGGGUGGAACAAGGCUCAGGAUACCUUAAUUCUUAAUGCUGUUGCUAUGGAUGGAAGGGGUGUGAUCUCUCUUGGAUUUCCAAUAACAAUAGUGACCGAUCAUUUUGCAGCACUUGAUUUUCAUGGGGGGUUUCUUCACUUGGGUUCAGAGGAUGGGCAGGUGAUCAUGAAAACAAAUCUUCCAGACACACAAAUAGAUGUAUAUAACAGUUCAGCUGUUGUGCAAGUGUUUAAACCAAAUGGUGGCCUUAUGCGUCAGGAUAAUUUGUUAUGCAGCUCUGAUUAUGGAAAACUAAGACCUCACACUCUGAAGAUUUUGGGAAAUAAGUACAUGUUCUAUUGUUCUACCUUGGAUAUCGCUGGAAUUCAUUCGGUGUAUGUAUUGGCCUAUCCCGGAUAUGGGUUGGCGGACCUGGUCCACAGAAACAGCAGGUUAUCGAUCAUGCUUCUAUCAAUAGUGCUUGUAUUGGUAAUUGUCUCCCUUUGCAUGUACAUAUUCUUGACUGCAAGGGCAACAAAAAGAGAGAUGUUUCUAUGUGCUGCACUGAUCAAGCAAACAGAAGCAACUCAACAAGCGGAGCGAAAAAGUAUGAACAAAACCAAGGCUUAUGCUGGUGCAAACCAUGAUGUGCGCGGCUCUUUGGCAGCUAUUACGGGUUUGAUAGAACUUUGCCAGGAAGAUGCUAAACCAGAAUCUGAGUUAGCAGCAAAUUUGAUGCAAAUGCAAAAUUGCACUAAGGACCUCUUAGGCAUAUUGAACUCAAUCCUGGAUAUGAGUAAAAUUGAAGCUGGGAAAGCAUCACUUGAAAAAGAAGAUUUCAACUUGUCCCAACUGCUUGAAGAUGUAGUUGAUAUGUAUUAUCCUUUGGGCAUGAAGAAAGGUGUAGACGUUGUACUCGAUCCUUGUGAUGGCUCAAUUCUAAAAUUACCUUUGGUGAGAGGCGAUCGAAUAAAGAUCAAACAGAUCUUGUGCAACUUGGUCAGCAAUGCCAUAAAAUUUACAACUGAUGGUCAUGUCUCGGUUCGUGCUGUCGUCAAGAAAAACAAUUUUAAGAAAGAGAUUAUUGCUUCUAAUCGUACUAAUGCUUUGAAAUUUUUAUCAUGGUUUUGUCACCGAAAUAAGAAUGCUUUUACUGAUCUUGAUGCCUUCCAUUCGGUUGAAGAAAACCCAAAUGAAUUGGAAAUUGAGUUUGAGGUAGAUGAUACAGGCAGGGGAGUUCCCAAAGAUAAGCAAAAAUCUAUCUUUGAAGACUAUGUUCAAGUGAAGGAAACAACUAUUGGACAAGAAGGCUGUGGAUUAGGACUUGGCAUUGUUCAAUCUUUGGUACGCGUAAUGAAAGGAGAAUUGAGAAUUAUUGAGAAGGAGCCUGGAGAAAGAGGUACUUGCUUCAGGUUCAAUGUUUUUCUUUCUACAAGUGGAGCUGAGUUUCUUGACACUGAAGAAAAUCGCCCCUCCAGUGGAUUCCAUCAGCAUUUUUAUUUCAUGUCACCUAAACCAGAAGGGUCCCAUGUGAUAAUGUUCAUGGCAGGCGAAGAAAGGAGAAAAGUUUUAAAGAAGUAUAUUGAGAGCUUGAACAUAAAAGUGACCAUUAUUAAGCACUGGAGAGGUUUUCCCUUCAGCCUGGAGAAAAUCAAGCGAAAAUUGGAAGGUUGUUAUUUUAGUGCAGGAAAAUCUGAGUCAAAUUUAUUUGAAUACUCGAGCACGUCUGCAUCCAGUAAUUCGGAUAUGAACAGUAAGCCUCUAAGCAUCAAGGAUGGAACUGAUCAUAUUCUUCCACAAUAUAGAAACACGAACUCCAAAAUCUCUUCUGGAAUCAUACUAUUUGUGAUUGAUUCAAAUGCUGUUAGUAAUCAUGCUGAUGAACUUCACUCAACUCUGGCUAACUUCAGGAAAGACAUUCCAAAAUCCUUGUGUAAGGUUGUGUGGUUAGAUGAUAGAAUGGUAAGGCAAUCAGGAUUUCAAGAGCAGGACAGGCAGAAUCCAGAAGGCGAUUAUGUGAUAUAUAAACCAUUACAUGGUUCGCGUUUAAUUGAGGUGCUAUCACUGCUUCCUGAACGCAAAUGCAGCUUCUCAAACCGUGUAAUAGGAUCAACAGUUGAAGAAAUCCACACAUCCGAAGAUCCUGAGCAAAAGGGUGCAUCCCAAUGUAGCUUCUCCAAGUGUGUAAUGGGAUCAACAGUUGAAGGAGUCCACCUCUCCGAUGAUCCUGAACACAAGGCUACAUCCCAGUGCAGCAUCUCACAGUGUGUAAUGGAAUCAACAGCUCAAGAAAUCAACACUGAAGAUCUGAAUCUUUUGAAUCGUUCCAACUCAUCAGUAUCUCAUACCAGCUCACUCCAGCAGAUAGUGAUACAUAAACAGAGAGAUAACAAACCAUUGGAUGGGAAGAGGAUUCUAGUUGUUGAAGACAAUGAUUUAUUGAGGCGGUUGACUGCAACUAGUCUCUGCAAACUUGGAGCAAAUGUUGAAAGAUCAACCAAUGGAGAAGAGGCUCUAAAUCAAGUCUGUAAAGCUUUGAGUGAUCAAAAGAAGGAAGGGGAUUCAAAAUCUCUUCCUUAUGAUUAUAUUUUCAUGGAUUGCGAGAUGCCAAUAAUGAACGGAUAUGAAGCAACAAGACUGAUAAGGAUAGAGGAAAAACAAUAUGAUGUUCAUAUUCCAAUUAUUGCAUUGACAGCCCAUGCAAUGCCUGAGGAAGCAAGCAAGAGUUUUGAUGCUGGAAUGGAUUUCCAUUUGACUAAACCUUUGCAAGUAGAUAAAUUGAUGGAUGUUAUUCAGUCACCUCAUAAACAAUGAAAUAUUUCUUCUUCUUUUUUUUU
This is a messenger RNA of Hevea brasiliensis (rubber tree), 3317 nucleotides long. Its product is annotated as histidine kinase CKI1. Gene Ontology annotation, cellular component: nucleus. Bases 22 to 3294 code for a protein of 1090 amino acids. The record is from RefSeq and is a predicted model, not a curated record. The transcript is spliced from 6 exons. Gene Ontology annotation, biological process: phosphorelay signal transduction system; phosphorylation. NCBI's taxonomy places the organism in Eukaryota, Viridiplantae, Streptophyta, Magnoliopsida, Malpighiales, Euphorbiaceae. Gene Ontology annotation, molecular function: phosphorelay sensor kinase activity.